This is a messenger RNA of Anastrepha obliqua, 736 nucleotides long. Its product is annotated as histidine-rich glycoprotein-like. The coding region runs from base 59 to 736 and encodes 225 amino acids. The transcript is spliced from 2 exons. Gene Ontology annotation, cellular component: extracellular matrix. The record is from RefSeq and is a predicted model, not a curated record. Lineage: Eukaryota; Metazoa; Arthropoda; Insecta; Diptera; Tephritidae.
UGUUACCAUAAGCACAGUUCGUCAAGACCUAUCACAGCUCGUAACUUAGUUUGGGACAAUGGCCAUUAAGAUUUUCGCUGCGCUCACCUGUUGCCUCGCAUUGACAGCGAUAAACGCCACGCCAUAUGGACAUCAUGGACAUGAUGGCGGUCAUGGAGGACAUGGUGGUGGUCAUGGAUUUGAAGUUCAUAGUGGUGGAUCUAGCCACGCUUCAGUACAUUUAGUUUCACAUGACGAUCAUCAUGGUGAUCAUGGUCAUCAUGGACAUGAGCAUGGUGAUGGCAGCGACUCGCAUGCUGAGUAUCAUUUCAGCUAUGGUGUUAAGGAUAAGAAGACAGGUGAUGUGAAAGGGCACAGCGAAAAGCGUGAUGGUCAUAAGGUAUCCGGCCAUUACGAGUUGAUCGAUGCGGAUGGUCAUAAGCGAACUGUCCACUAUACUGCUGACAAACACAGCGGCUUCCAUGCCGUGGUGCACCGUGAACCUACACACGAGCAUGUAGCCGACCAUGGACACACCAGCUACUACGGUGGACACGCUGAGGUCGAAUCCCACGACGGUGGCCAUGGAGGAGAUGAUGGCGGUCAUAGCUACGGAGAUGAACAUGGACAUGGUCAUGGUCAUGGUCAUGGACAUGUUGGUGGUCACAGCAGCCACUCUAGUGGUUUCUCAAUCAAACAAGAACAUGGCGUUGGCAUUCAUCAUCAUGGUGGUCACGACGAUCAUGGAGGUCAUUAA